This is a messenger RNA of Penicillium arizonense, 936 nucleotides long. RefSeq lists its product as uncharacterized. The coding region runs from base 1 to 936 and encodes 311 amino acids. The record is from RefSeq and is a predicted model, not a curated record. Gene Ontology annotation, cellular component: nucleus. Lineage: Eukaryota; Fungi; Ascomycota; Eurotiomycetes; Eurotiales; Aspergillaceae. The transcript has 2 exons.
AUGGAUCGGACCCAAUUAGUUCAUCAUGCCUUUGCCUCGCGACCCGAGGAGACACAGUCUCUCGAGACAUCGUCGGCAUACUCAUCCCCAGUCUCGGCAAUAGGAUCCCAAGGAGGCUUCUCGCCAGUCGGCUUGGGAAUCUCCCACUGUGGCAUGGAGAAUGCCUUCGGUCAAGUGAGGCUCUAUACGCCAUCCAUGCCUGUCCCACCUGCAAUGCCAUCACAACUAGUUCCUGAAGCUGCUACCUACGAAUUCCAAUUCGAAGUUGAUGACGACCGCUCCCAAUACGCAAUCUCCAAUGGACUCCCAGAUGCCUCGGAGUCUUCACUCGGCGUCUACAGCCCGACAGCCAUGAGCGCGUCCCCUAGCUACAACUCCGUGGAUUUAGACCCUCAUCAGUGUACAUUUCCCCCCAAUUUUUACUCUUGGAUCCAAACGCCUUGUUCGGGACCAACAACCCCAUCAGAACUUGUCACCGCCGCUGUGGAUAGCGGAACUGGAGAAUGGGACCAGAGUUUAUUCUCAAACACAUGCGCCCCCGUCAACAUGCCCAUUCUUCCGGUCAUCGAUACCGCUUACCCUGCGAUGCGAGAGGAUAUGUCGCUUGGGAGUGCCUCUGGACAGAACAUGACCCCCGAGCGAAUUAUGACUCAGUCUCGAACAGCCUCCCCUGGGACCACGGAGAUGGACUCACAAUCAAUCAAUGGAGGCCGUUCUCCCCGCAGCAAGCUUGUCUCUGCUAGUGGUCUUGAAUGUCCGAUGUGUGGUGCUAAAUUCACCCGACGUUCCAACUGUAAAGAACACCAAAAGGCACACGAUCCUAGUUGGAAGAAGAAACACCCGUGCGAAGAGUGUGGCAAGACAUUUGGCAGGAUGGCAGAUCUGAAAAGGCACCUAAACAGUGGAUCCGCCGACGGAAGUGAAGCAGACAUUUGA